This is a messenger RNA of Pochonia chlamydosporia 170, 1248 nucleotides long. RefSeq names its product ribonucleoside-diphosphate reductase small chain. The transcript has 4 exons. The record is from RefSeq and is a predicted model, not a curated record. Gene Ontology annotation, molecular function: oxidoreductase activity. Gene Ontology annotation, biological process: deoxyribonucleotide biosynthetic process. Lineage: Eukaryota; Fungi; Ascomycota; Sordariomycetes; Hypocreales; Clavicipitaceae. Bases 1 to 1248 code for a protein of 415 amino acids.
AUGACCACAGAAAUCACUCCUUCCAAGCAGGCUGCUUCGGCCAUUGACUCGCUAAAGAUGGAGUCGCCAAUCAAGAAGCUGGACUUCGGUACAGCUGACAAGGAGAACAAGCCCCUCGAUGAUGCUGCCGUCGAUGCUCUGUCCGAGCAGAUCGAUGCGGACCACAAGCCCAAGGUUGAAGAGACCAAGGACACCAAGCAAACUGCUGCAGUUGCGCCAGGUAUCAAAGCCCAAGAAGUUGACGAGCCUAUUCUUCAAGAGAAUCCUCAACGCUUCGUUCUGUUCCCCAUCAAAUAUCACGAGAUCUGGCAAAUGUACAAGAAGGCCGAGGCCUCUUUCUGGACGGCCGAGGAAAUUGAUCUCUCCAAAGACUUGCACGACUGGAACAACCGUCUGAACGAUGACGAGAAAUACUUCAUCUCUCACAUCUUGGCUUUCUUCGCUGCCUCUGAUGGCAUUGUCAAUGAGAACCUCGUUGAGCGAUUCAGUGGCGAGGUUCAGAUUCCUGAGGCUCGUUGCUUUUAUGGCUUCCAGAUCAUGAUGGAGAACAUCCACUCAGAAACGUACUCUCUGUUGAUUGACACCUACAUCAAAGAGAACGCCCAGCGCACCUACUUGUUUAAUGCCAUUGAUACCAUUCCUUGCAUUCGCAAGAAGGCCGACUGGGCUAUCCGGUGGAUCCAGGACAAGGAGUCCACCUUUGCUCAGCGUCUUGUUGCCUUUGCUGCUGUUGAGGGUAUCUUCUUCAGUGGCGCGUUCGCCUCCAUCUUCUGGCUGAAGAAGCGAGGUCUGAUGCCCGGCCUGACAUUUUCCAAUGAACUCAUCUCCCGUGACGAGGGCCUGCACACUGAUUUCGCCUGCCUUCUCCACUCUCACCUCAAGAACCGUGCUAGCAAGCAGGUCAUCUACGAUAUCAUCACUGAUGCUGUCACCAUUGAGCAAGAAUUCUUGACUGAGGCUUUGCCCUGUGCACUGCUCGGCAUGAACUCCAACUUGAUGAAGCAGUACAUUGAGUUUGUUGCUGAUCGUCUGCUCGUUGCUCUUGGUAACGAGAAGGUCUACAAGACUUCCAAUCCCUUUGACUUCAUGGAGAACAUCUCCCUGGGUGGCAAGACGAACUUCUUUGAGAAGCGAGUUGCUGAUUACCAAAAGGCUGGUGUCAUGGCCAGCGCCUCCAAAAAGGAGGACGGUGCCACCUCUGAAGACAACAAGGAUGGUGGCGACUUCACAUUCGACGAUGACUUCUAA